AUGUUGAUCUCAACCACCACAUUAUCAACCACUUCAUUAACCGACUCGUCGACAUCGUCGGGUUGGUCGACACCCGAACAUCUGUCCACGUCGGCGUCGGCGACAAAUCCGCUGGCAGGGCAGAUCCUGACCAUCAGUUACGGCACCUUUACACAUUCCCUCUCCGUCACCACCGCGUUCUUCCCUGCUGCUCUUCAACUCCGCGAUGAUUUUCUCCACCACCUGCAGACGGCCGACGAGCCGGUCACCUUGUCGUCCCUCGUGGAGUUCUGGGCGCGCUUCCUCGGCUUCACCGUGCAUCGGUUGGAGCAAGCCCCCCGGGGAUUGACCGAUGACCUCCGCCACCUCCUCACCAUCGCCCUGGAGACGUUCGACCGGGAUAUUCUGCAGCAACGCGAGGUGCAUGGGGUGGUCUACAACCUCGAAGAUACCUCGGAAACCACCCAGUCGACGAUUCUGGCCGCGUAUGUCCGCGCCCGGCAUGCCUUGCGGCGCCUGAGUCGAGCCGCCCCCCCUCCCUCCGCGCUGCUGACGGCGGCACAGGAGCGCAAGGCACGACUGUAUGCGGUGUUUGGCGGCCAAGGCAACGAUGAGCACUAUUUUGAGGAACUGCGCACACUCUGGCAGACCUAUCGGCCCCUGGUCGAGGAGUUGAUUAUUCCCGCCUCGCAGCGCGAGAGUAUGGGGGGCGGCAGCAGUCGCUUCUACCACCACGGGCUGGAUGCCCUCAGCUGGCUGGAGCAUCCCGAGCGCACGCCGGCGUCUGCCUAUCUCAUCGGGGCCCCGAUCAGUAUGCCUCUGAUUGGGUUUCUGCAGCUGGCCUGGUAUCGAGUGGUCGGCCGGGUGGCCGGGGUGACGCCCGCGCAGCUGCAGACGGCCCUGGCCGUCCUUGCUUUGUGUUUGUCAUUGUUUUGCUUCUAG
This is a messenger RNA of Aspergillus japonicus CBS 114.51, 921 nucleotides long. RefSeq lists its product as uncharacterized. Bases 1 to 921 code for a protein of 306 amino acids. Lineage: Eukaryota; Fungi; Ascomycota; Eurotiomycetes; Eurotiales; Aspergillaceae. The record is from RefSeq and is a predicted model, not a curated record. The transcript has a single exon. Gene Ontology annotation, molecular function: transferase activity. Gene Ontology annotation, biological process: long-chain fatty acid biosynthetic process. Gene Ontology annotation, cellular component: fatty acid synthase complex.